Vicugna pacos (alpaca) is the source of this 516-nucleotide messenger RNA. RefSeq names its product NADH:ubiquinone oxidoreductase subunit S5 (gene NDUFS5). NCBI's taxonomy places the organism in Eukaryota, Metazoa, Chordata, Mammalia, Artiodactyla, Camelidae. Gene Ontology annotation, biological process: mitochondrial respiratory chain complex I assembly. Gene Ontology annotation, cellular component: respiratory chain complex I. The record is from RefSeq and is a predicted model, not a curated record.
GCAGCACUCCGCGUCGCCGGCGGACUACCCAGCACCUGCGGCCAGCGAGGAGAAAAGGGCACCGCACCCGGACGCCAUGCCUUUCUUUGAUGUGCAGAAAAGGCUGGGCCUUAACUUAGACCAGUGGAUGACAAUCCAGAGUGCUGAGCAGCCUAACAAGAUUGCAGGUCGAUGCCAUGCUUUUGAAAAAGAAUGGAUAGAGUGCGCACAUGGAAUUGGUGGUAUCCGUGCAGAGAAAGAGUGCAAGAUAGAAUAUGAUGAUCUGGUAGAGUGUCUACUUCGGCAGAAAACGAUGAAGCGUCUGAAUACCAUCAGGAAGCAGCGGGAUAAGCUAAUUAAGGAAGGGAAGUACACACCUCCACCUCACCACUCCGGCAAGGAGGAUCCUCGGCCCUGAGCAGAGCAGCUGCCGGUGGCUGGAGGCUGAUUUUCACAUUCUCUUUUCUCUGCUGGAAACUUUACAUACUGAGAAUCCCUUUGUGAAAGUGUCUAAAAAUAAAGGAUUGUUGAUUCCUA